Messenger RNA from Cucurbita pepo subsp. pepo (vegetable marrow), 464 nucleotides. NCBI's taxonomy places the organism in Eukaryota, Viridiplantae, Streptophyta, Magnoliopsida, Cucurbitales, Cucurbitaceae. The record is from RefSeq and is a predicted model, not a curated record.
UAUGGUGUCACUAUACGGCGCAGGUUAACAUAUCCUUGGCUGCUGCACAUGCACGCCUUCGGAAUAUGGUGGAAGAGAGAGAUCAGUUUGAGGAGGCCAAUAACAAGAUUGUCGCACAUUUAAAGACAAGGGAAGAUGAGCUGUUAAAAUCCAUUUCCUCGUGUAAGGCAGAAUCAAAUGUUUUGAAUAUGUGGAUUAAUUUUCUGGAAGAUACGUGGAAUAUCCAAUGCCUACAUAGAGAAAAUAAGGAGAAGGAGGUCAACGAUGCGUUGGAAAAACAUGAAGGUUACUUUGUCAACUUGGCUAUUGAUCUUCUAUCUGCUUAUAAGAAAGAGUUGGAGCCGUCAAUCAGCCGUAUUGAAAAAUUUGUGGAGAAUUUAAAGANUAAUAAAUGGCUAUUGCAAAAAGAGGAAGCACUAAAUGUUCGUCUGACCAAAGCAACUGAAACUGGUGAAAAAGAGAAG